Molecule: messenger RNA, 1321 nt
Organism: Ochlerotatus camptorhynchus
Lineage: Eukaryota; Metazoa; Arthropoda; Insecta; Diptera; Culicidae
Exons: 3
Coding region: 737-1084 (115 amino acids)
Source: RefSeq, a predicted model, not a curated record
CGAUUUUUUUCAGUCUUGCACCAGACGAUCACCGAUUCAGUUCAGUUAAGAAGCAAGCAGGACACAUUCGGUCAAGAUCUCCUCGGAUCUUGGACAGCAGCGAAGAAUUGAGACAGUUGGAAUCUAACGAUCAAGAGUGACAAGAUAAUAGCAUUCCAACGAAGAAAGUGAUUUGCGAGUGGCGUGCUAAUCUGUUCGAAAUCUUGGAACGCAGAACCCACUUUUGAUCGAAUUAGAAAUCAGAACAAUGCAAGUGAGAGUGCAGCACUGACCAUACUUAAGUCAGUUGAACAAUAGGCCAUUCAAUGGAAAGUGGCACCGCGUUCUAAUUAAAGCCGCGGAUAAUCACCGCCUACUACAGGGCAUUUGCGAUUGUUGUGGAAAAUCGGCGAAACAGAAACAACGAUCAACGAUCAAGUGGACCUGUUCUCGCAUAUAAAUAGAACUCGUGUCACUUUUUGGGAAAACAACGACUUGUUUUCCUUUCACCGAUCGAGCGAUCACGACGUCAGUGAGGCUGUUGUGAACCUCGUUCCUUACGUGUAUCGGCAUACUUAGAGGCGCGUGCUGUUGUUUUGACAAUCUCCCGCAAUUACCAAGCAGAAACAGAAGAAGAAAAAGUUCUAACAAUCGGUCAAUUCGCGAGAAAAGGCGCCGCAGUUCCUGAGCAGUAGCCCAUUCAAAUCUAAAAAUACCAGAAGUGAACAUUAAAAAAUCGGAAACAAUCAAACUCAUCAUGGAGAACGAUCCACAAGCCUUCAGUGCUGCGAAGUUGGUGAAAGAAUACGAAGUUCCAAUGGUAUCGAUGGAUGGUGAGGCCCAUCCGGAAAUCACGCUAGCAGCGGUUGGCCUGGGAGUGAUAGUAGCUUGCAUCAUCCUCAUCACUCUGAUUGCACUAAUCAGUCGCAGAAAGAGACAUUUUUUGCACAACAUCGGUAACAGUUCCCGGCAGUUGGAUUUGCCGCCAAAGUCACCGGACUCAACAGAAAUCUACACCAUCACGCAAUCGGUCGAUUCGCACAGCUGUCGAAGUUGCCGAAGCUCUACCGUGACCAUCGAUUCCGACAUAGUUACUCAAAUUUGAGUAUAUAAGGAUUUGACGACUCCCCCCCCCUACCCCAGACGACUGAAUCUGUUUUUACCAAGUACCGAUUUGUAUUUUAUGUAAGUUGUUAUGGAUUUCUUUUCUGUCCUACUGAUUUGAUCGUGACUAUAGUUUUAUGUGAUAGCAUUUAGACGUUGAUUGUAUUUUAUAUUGUAGUAGUGCUAAUGUAUAGCAAAUGCCUCCUAUAAAAACCAUCGAAUGGUUGAUCACUGUUAA